AACUAGCAGUAGUGACUAGAAGAAAUUUUUUGUUAAAAUUUCCAAAAUAAUUGAAAAACUUUCUAUAAAUAACUACAAUAAAAAAUCUUCCAAGAUUCAAGUCAUGAACAAUGGCCUCUCAGUCAAUCCCAUUCCCGCCAGCACUCAACCACCAUCCAAAACCCUUCACCUUACGCUCCAAAUCUGUAUCCUCAACCGACCCAGAUUCACUCCCGGUUCCUACUACUCGCCCUUCAUCUUCUCCAACUUCCAUUACAAUCUCAAAUCCCCAGAAAAAAUGGAGUUUUCCGUUGAAAAGUAAGGAUAAAGAGAGAGAAUCUAGAGAGAGGAAACAAGAGACUAACAGAAAAAUAGCAUCUCAAAAAGCAAUUUCAGUUAUUCUAAGAAGAGAAGCUACAAAAGCAGUAAUUGAGAAGAAGAAGAAAGGAAUUAGUCCUAAGAGGCUGUUACCUAGGACUGUUCUUGAAGCUCUUCAUGAACGUAUAACUGCUCUUCGUUGGGAGUCUGCUCUUAAGGUUUUUGAACUUAUGCGAGAGCAGUUGUGGUAUAGACCCAACUCUGAUAUAUACAUAAAACUUAUUGUCAUGCUUGGAAAAUGUAAGCAACCCGAGAAGGCUCAUGAAUUGUUUCAAGACAUGAUUGAUGAGGGCUGCAUUAUAGACCAUGGAGUAUACACUGCUCUCUUAUCAGCCUACAGCAGGAGCUGUCAGUUUGAUGAAGCCUUCUCACUUCUUGAGUAUAUGAAGAACAGCACGGACUGCAGACCUGACGUUUAUACAUAUUCAAUCCUCAUAAAGUCGUGCCUUCAGGUUUUCGCCUUUGAUAAAGUUCAAAUGUUGCUUUCUGAUAUGGUGUCUCAGGGAAUCAGACCCAACACUGUCACAUAUAAUACGCUGAUUGAUGCUUACGGAAAAGCAGGAAAGUUUGCAGAAAUGGAGUCAAUACUUGCAGAAAUGCUCUGUAAUCAGCAUUGUAAACCAGAUGUAUGGACCAUGAACUCUACACUUAGAGCAUUCGGUAACAGCGGUCAAAUCGAGAUGAUGGAGAAAUGUUACGAGAAGUUCCAAGGUGCCGGCAUUGAACCCAACAUCAGAACGUUCAACAUACUUCUAGAUUCAUAUGGAAAAUCCGAGAACUAUGUAAAGAUGAGCGCGGUCAUGGAAUACAUGCAGAAAUAUCACUACUCUUGGACAAUCGUUACCUACAAUGUAGUAAUAGAUGCAUUCGGAAGAGCUGGUGAUUUAAAGCAAAUGGAAUUUUUGUUCAGAUUGAUGCAGUCGGAAAGAAUCAAGCCGAAUUGUGUUACGUUUUGCUCACUAGUGAAGGCUUAUGGACGAACUGGAAAUGCCGAGAAAAUUGCAAGGCUUUUACGAUUUAUCGAGAAUACUGAUGUAACUUUGGAUAAUGUGUUCUUCAACUGUAUGAUCGAUGCGUAUGGAAGGAUGGAACGGUUAGCUGAAAUGAAGGCGGUUCUUGAGAUGAUGAAGAACAAAGGAUGUAAACCUGAUAUGAUUACUUAUAGAACCAUGAUUAAAGCUUAUACAACUGCUGGAAUGACCAGUCAAGCAAAGGAGCUUAGAUCUUUCAUUAGAUGUAAAGAUAAUUCUUUGAUGUUGAAGGACAAGAAUUGAUUUACUAUUUUUUUUCUUUGUAUUUAUAGAUUUUUGACUCAUUUUGUGUAUGGAUAUUGGUAAAAUGUGUAUAAAGUAUAGAAGUUGAUUUUUUUUGUUUCAUGGUUAAGUAUUUGUCUUUAAUGGAUUGGUCACUCGGGUCC
Amaranthus tricolor (Joseph's coat) is the source of this 1774-nucleotide messenger RNA. Its product is annotated as pentatricopeptide repeat-containing protein At5g48730, chloroplastic. Gene Ontology annotation, molecular function: mRNA binding; protein binding. The record is from RefSeq and is a predicted model, not a curated record. The transcript has 3 exons. Bases 111 to 1631 code for a protein of 506 amino acids. NCBI's taxonomy places the organism in Eukaryota, Viridiplantae, Streptophyta, Magnoliopsida, Caryophyllales, Amaranthaceae.